Molecule: messenger RNA, 2582 nt
Organism: Nematolebias whitei (Rio pearlfish)
Lineage: Eukaryota; Metazoa; Chordata; Actinopteri; Cyprinodontiformes; Rivulidae
Gene: epn2
Product: epsin 2
Exons: 10
Coding region: 487-2238 (583 amino acids)
Biological process (GO): endocytosis
Cellular component (GO): endosome; clathrin vesicle coat; plasma membrane
Molecular function (GO): phospholipid binding; clathrin binding
Source: RefSeq, a predicted model, not a curated record
ACGUGUAGCUCUGGCUUUAGCUGGAUUAGCAUUAGCAGCACAUAGCUAGGCGGAGGCGCAACAAGCUUCCCGACAGAAAUAAGUACUCCGUCGUGAUUCCCCCUCCCCACUUCAGACGUAGCCAGACUUCCUGAAGUGGUCUAUCCGUGGAGUAACAAUAAAACUGGACGUCUCGUAAAAAUUGCGGUGAUGGUGAGGUCUUGUGUGCAGCCUGCACCACGUGUGUGGAGAUGAUUUUAAAAGACGCUGGUCAGGAGGAUUCAGGAACACUGCUUUGGCCUGGAGAAGCCUCUUAAACACACACAACGCUCCCCAACACAAAAGGAUUAAAAACAACGUGACAAAGGACACUGACACUUGGAAGUAACGCAAACGUCUGGAGGAUACAAACACUUGGACCCUUCUGGUUGACCUUCAAACUUACCGCACUACUAGUGCAGUCUUUUUUUCCUUCCUGUCUGUCCCAUCUUCAUCAACACCGCCACCAUGCCGAGCACAAUCCGCCGGCAGAUGAAAAACGUGGUUAACAACUACUCUGACGCGGAGAAGAAAGUCAGGGAGGCCACGUCCAACGACCCCUGGGGCCCUUCGUCCUCACUCAUGUCGGAGAUCGCAGACCUCACCUACAACGUGGUGGCCUUCAGUGAAAUCAUGAACAUGAUCUGGAAACGGCUCAACGACCACGGGAAGAACUGGCGUCACGUCUACAAAGCCCUCACCCUGCUCGACUACCUGAUUAAGACAGGCUCGGAGAGAGUGGCGCUGCAGUGCAAGGAGAACAUCUUUGCCAUCCAGACAUUGAAGGACUUCCAGUACGUCGACAGAGACGGCAAAGACCAGGGCAUCAACGUCAGGGAGAAGAGCAAGCAGCUAGUGGUCCUGCUCAAAGACGAGGAUCGCCUUAAAGGAGAGAGGUCUCAGGCUUUGAAGACUAAGGAGCGAAUGGCCCAGGUGUCCACGGGAAGCAGCAGUCAAGCAGGUUUUGGUCGAGGCUCAUCCCAGCCCAACCUCUCGACAUCCUACAGCGAGGAGUACGGCAGAUCAGAGGGCUCACCUGCCUCCUACCACGGCUCUACUUCCCCAAACGCGGGUUCAGAGCUGGAGCAGGCUAGACCUCAGACCAGUGGAGAGGAGGAACUCCAGCUACAACUUGCCUUAGCCAUGAGCAGAGAAGCUGCAGAACAGGAGGAGCGUCUACGUAGAGGAGAUGACCUGAGACUACAGAUGGCCUUGGAGGAAAGUAAGAAAGAAGGUCCAGACUCGGCAAAACUCCCCAAAAAGAAGAAAGAGCCACAGUCAUCUUUAAUGGAUCUAAUGGAUGUUCCUGAGCCAAGUCCCAGGGCUGACCCGUGGGGAAUGGGGGGUGGAGCUGCGUCUAGGGCUGGGGCCGGAGCUGCAGCUUCAGCAGCUGACCCAUGGCAUCCUUAUGGGUCUGCCCCCAAGCCAGCAGUACCCUCCGAUCCAUGGGGCACUCCUCCUUCUGUCCCCUCCAUGAGGAGCGCAGACCCAUGGGUGUCAAACUCCACUCCUGCCUCUGAUCCCUGGGGCUCUGCAGCUGCCCGCCCCAAGACCUCCAACACAAGUAGCUUUGACCUGUUCAGUACGUCCAAUGGUACAUCCAAAGAAGACUUCUCAGAGUUUGACAGCCUGCGCUCUUCCUCUGUCCCCACUGUGGAUGGAGGCGUAGCAUCCUCUGUCCCCUCACAAGUCAGUCUUACCAGUAGCAGCAGCCUGGACUUCUUUGACCCCAUGCCCACCUCAACAUCUCCCAUCACCACAAAUCCAAUUAGAAAGACUCCAGAGUCAUUCCUGGGACCCAAUGCUGCCCUGGUCAAUUUGGACUCUCUGGUGUCCAAACCAGCCCAGCCGGCACCAGCUGUUAACCCAUUCUUGGCUUCCACAGGCGGUUCUGCUCCAGCUUCCCAUGUCAACCCAUUCCAAGUCAGCCAGCCGGUUCCCCCCACACUCAACCAGAUGCGUGUCAGCCCGAUGCCCUCUGGCUUUGGUGGCAUGGCAGAGCCCGUCUCCUCGGCUCCGCCCCCCACCAUGGUCCCCCUGCCAGGGAUGGCUCCCAUGGGUCGCGGGAUGCCAGGAAUGGGUGCUGGCGCUGUGGGAGGAACGGGCACAGGGAUGAGUCCUGGGAUUCCAGCCUCCAUGUCCAUGCCCCAGCCGCUGAUGAGCAUGCCCCCCCAGGCGGGGACACAUCCUGCUGGAACCACCAAUCCCUUUCUUUUGUGAGAGGGUGACACGAAGCGUGAAGCCCCGCCCCGACCUUUGUCUCCAUCAUGCUCCUCAACAAGCUUCAACAUGGACGAGGAGAUAUUUUAUCCCAUAUAUCCAUAUAUAAGCCACUCCUAACCAGGUGCAGCCUGGACUGCUACUAACCCCCCCCCCCCCCACACACACACACACACUUCCUGACCCUUCCCAUCUGAAGCUACACGCUGCCUAGACGACCCUAAAACUAUCGGGUACAGACCCUGUAACUACAAACUUUCAGAGUCACAGUGGGGUUCAGUUUUUCCACAGAGGCAGAACAGAACCCCCCCCCCCCCCCCCCCCCCCCCCACCCCCACCCCCAC